Messenger RNA from Penicillium coprophilum, 3468 nucleotides. It is a transcript of the gene pld2, whose product is annotated as putative phospholipase D (PLD). The coding region runs from base 1 to 3468 and encodes 1155 amino acids. The transcript has 6 exons. NCBI's taxonomy places the organism in Eukaryota, Fungi, Ascomycota, Eurotiomycetes, Eurotiales, Aspergillaceae. The record is from RefSeq and is a predicted model, not a curated record. Gene Ontology annotation, biological process: cell motility. Gene Ontology annotation, molecular function: catalytic activity.
AUGUCCAGACAGGAUGAUUUGGCUUAUGGUGGUUAUUACGAGGGUGCGGAACGUGGGUCUGGCGACGGAUCCCGCGGUCUAGGCGAUACCUUCAAGAAGCUCCGCGAUACUUACAAGAGCCACGGAUCUUCGCAUGGUCAGGCUAGUCAGACAUACAACCCAAGUGGUUAUCAAGGACAGACUUACCCGACCCAGACCGAACCACAAUACGGAUAUGAUCAAAGCCAAAAUACAAGUGGACAGCACCAAAACCCUGACUAUUACGGGAAACCUCAAAAAGAAGACAAACUGGCUGGUUUUCUAGGGAAACUUCAAGGGACUGUGACCGAGUUUGGUUCCGAAUUCGUUCAAAAGAUCGGUACCACCAUCGACCCACAGGCAUAUGCCGAGUAUGGUCCCAGCAAGCCCAACGCAGAGCAUCGAUUUGGUAGCUUCGCUCCUCCGCGGGAACAUAACGAUGUAAAGUGGUAUGUGGAUGGAUGUAGCUAUUUCUGGGCUGUGUCACGAGCUCUGGAAAAUGCCCGAGAGUCGAUUUGGAUCUUGGACUGGUGGUUGUCACCCGAACUUUAUCUGAGAAGGCCUCCGGCCAAGAAUGAACAAUACCGAUUGGAUCGCAUGCUGCAAGCUGCAGCUCAGCGGGGCGUGCGCGUCAAUGUCAUUGUUUACAAGGAAGUUACGCAGGCACUUACUCUAUCUUCUUCCCACACGAAACAUGCCCUGGAAAAUUUGCACCCUAAUAUCGCUGUCUUCCGUCACCCUGACCACCUGCCCGAUCGCCAAGAGCUGGCAGCUUCCAUCACAUCGUCCUUGCAGAAUCUGUCACUCGACUCGGCAAGUCUGAGUAAGAUGUCAAAAGACACACUGAAGGGACUCUACGGAAUGAACGAUGACGUCAUUCUCUAUUGGGCUCAUCAUGAGAAGCUUUGCUUGAUCGAUGGCCGGGUUGCCUUCAUGGGUGGCCUGGACAUGUGCUUCGGCCGCUGGGACACAAACCAACAUGAGCUUUCAGAUCUACAUCCCUCGGAUGUCAACCAAACCGUAUUCCCUGGCCAAGACUACAACAAUUCUCGUGUCCUUGAUUUCCAAGAUGUCGUUCACUGGGAGAAUAACCAGCUGGAUAGAAAGACCAUGUCUCGGAUGGGAUGGUCUGAUAUAUCCGUGAGUCUGCACGGUGCAGUCGUGGAAGAUUUGCGGCGUCACUUUGUGGAGAGAUGGAACUUUAUCUAUGAUUUGAAGUACAAGGUUCGCAGUGAUUCUAGAUACGCGAGACUGGCACUUUAUGGAAGGCCCACUUCCUCGACAGGCCAACAGCAGGCUGGUUCUCCGCAGCCCAACCUGUACCCCUCUGGACAGUCGAGUCCACAGGGUCAGCCACCUGCGCCAUCUUGGCAGCAGAAGCCUAGCGGAGCUACAUCGCCUGCCUUCCCCCGCCGCCAGUCCCAGCCUCAGCAUCAACAAUCUGCCGGGGUAUACCAGCCCUACAACAGUGCUAGCACUCCAACCUAUCCGCCACCGCCGGCUCAGACCUCCUCAAAUCAGCAUCAAUAUCAGCAGCAGAAUACGAAUACCUCUUACCAACCUGCAAAUGCUUCAACCUAUCCACCGCCGCCAAGCCAAAGUUCUCUAGGCUACCAAACCCAAUCUACCCAGCCCUCGAGUCAUGAUGCAGGCAAUUAUAGUUACAGUGGGAGCUCAUUCCCUCCUCCUCCGCCUGGACCCCCGCCAGCGCAGUCCACUGCCAACACCUCGUAUCAACCUUAUCAACCGGGGCAGCAACAAGAGCAGAAGCCCUAUUUCCCACCUCCGCCAGGACAGGAAACAUCCCACUCCAACACCCGUGGAAUCGAUGAUUACCAGCAUGAAGGUGAUCGCGAACGAGGCUCUUUGAACCCCCGUCGUUUCCGAGAGGACCUGACCCAAUAUGGUAGCACCCUUCGCGGUCAGCUCGCCGGAACAAUCCACCAGUAUCAGGAUCGACUGACCACAUAUGGCCGCCCUUCCUCUUCGCAAGGCCGAGGCAAUAUGUCAUGCCAGAUCGUGCGCAGCUGUGCGAAAUGGAGCAACGGCAGCCAGCUUGAGCAUUCAAUUGCCGACGCAUAUUGCGCCAUCAUCCGAAACAGUGAGCACUUUGUCUACAUUGAAAAUCAGUUCUUUAUCACUGCAACCGGCGAUUCGCAGCGUCCAGUGAAAAAUCAGAUUGGUACCGCCAUCGUGGAGAGAAUUUUACGUGCUGCCCGUGCGGGUCAGAAAUAUAAGAUCAUUGUGGUCAUUCCAUCUGUUCCCUGCUUUGCCGGUGAUUUGCGAGAUGAUGAGACUCUCGGGACACGCGCGAUUAUGGAGUUCCAGUACAACUCCAUCAACCGCGGAGGUCACAGUAUCAUGGAGCUGAUUGCUAAGGAAGGAUUUAACCCAAUGGAGUACAUCCGUUUCUACAAUCUUCGUAAUUAUGACCGGAUUAACAAUGGCAGUAUGAUGGCUGCAGCUGAACAGCAGAGUGGUGUCAACUACGAGGAUGCCCGCAGGCAGUAUGAUUUGAACACUGCAGGUCCUGGUGGAUAUGCCCCCAGCACUGCUCGUAGUGCUUUUGAUACUACCGCGCCAUUCCAGAAGUACCAGCAAGCUGCACACCAGGCACAGGGCAGUCAUCCUUCCUCGAACCGAUGGGACAGUGUGAGCGAGUGUUACAUGCUUGGCGGAGAGGAUAUUCGCAAAGUGCCGUGGGAUGGCCACCCUGAUGCCGAAAUUGAUGCGUUUGUGAGCGAAGAGCUUUAUGUUCACUCAAAGGUGAUGAUUGCCGAUGAUCGUGUAGUUGUUUGCGGAUCCGCAAACCUGAACGACCGUUCUCAAUUGGGUGACCAUGACUCUGAGAUUGCAGUUAUUAUCGAAGAUUUCACACCUCUGGCAUCCACCAUGAAUGGUAAGCCAUGGACUGCCAGUCGCUUUGCUUCAUCUCUCCGCCGCCAGUUGUUCCGUAAACACCUUGGUCUUCUGUCGCCGCAAGAUUAUCAACGACCGGAUGCAAACUUUGAGCCCGUGGGUGUUCCCAACCAAUUCGACUUCGACUGCCCUGAGAGCAAGGUUGUUGCCGAUCCGCUUUCCGACACUGCCCAGAGUCUUUGGAACUCGCGAGCGCACACGAACAGCGAGGUCUUCCGGAAGGUAUUCCACGCGGUUCCAGAUGACUCAGUCCGCAACUGGGCCGAGUACAAAGAGUUCUAUGAGUACUAUUUCCACAAGACUGAGAAGAGUGCCGAGGGCAGGGAAGGAUCACGCCCAGCGCGAUUCCAAUGGGGCCACGUUGUGCGCGAUGACUUUGCGCCUGGUGCAGAGGGGGCGAAACAAGUCAAAGAACUGCUUAGCCAAGUUAAGGGCACUCUUGUUGAGAUGCCUUUGAUGUUCUUGAUCGAGGAAGAUAUUGCCAAGGAAGGAUUGACUCUGAAUGACUUGACCGAGCCACUCUAUACCUGA